Messenger RNA from Monascus purpureus, 1911 nucleotides. Lineage: Eukaryota; Fungi; Ascomycota; Eurotiomycetes; Eurotiales; Aspergillaceae. The record is from the annotation of a GenBank genome assembly.
AAGAUAUCAAAUUCUGUCUCAAUCUCACAUCCCUCCCCUCUUCCCUUCCUCCUUUGCAACAACCACCAGUAACGCGUUUGUUUUUGCUAUAUUCUUGUUCAUUUGAGAUAUCCUCAUUAUGUCCGAGCCUAUCAGAAAUAAAAAGGCGGAUUACCCGGUCGCUCCAACGCCUCAAAAUACGCCAGCAAAUAACGCUCCCAUUUCAUCCCAUGCUCAGCAACCAGGAGUCUCGAGCAUCCAAGAAGAAAACUUUGACCGUGUUACGGCAGCUUCGCUCUUUGCAAGGAACCCCGGCCUAGUAUCUAUGAUCCAGGGGAAGUUGGGAUCCCUUGUUGGUCGUUCUUCUGGAUACAUAGAAUCUCUUCCCGCUCCAGUCCGCCGCCGUGUCGCUGGUCUGAAAGGUAUUCAGAAGGAACAUGCAAAGCUGGAAGCCCAAUUUCAGGAAGAAGUCCUGGAACUGGAAAAGAAGUACUUCGCCAAAUUUACCCCGCUGUAUCAGAAGCGCUAUACAAUUAUCAACGGGACAGUUGAGCCUACUGAUAGUGAAGUCGAAGCUGGUAAACAGGAUGAGGAAGAAGCUGAUACUAAGGAAGGGGAGACCGAAGCAAAGGAGCUAGAUGAGGUCGAGCCCGCGGCCGCUGGGAUACCCGAAUUCUGGCUCUCUGCCAUGAAGAACCAGAUCUCCCUUGCGGAGAUGAUAACCGAACGAGAUGAAGAAGCUCUUAAGCAUCUCACGGAUAUUCGUAUGGAAUACCUUGACAGGCCAGGAUUCCGUCUUAUAUUUGAAUUCUCGGGGAAUGAGUUCUUUACGAACAGGACCAUUUCAAAGACAUAUUUCUACAAGGAGGAGAGUGGUUAUGGUGGUGAUUUCAUCUAUGACCAUGCCGAAGGUGAUAAAAUCGACUGGAAAGCAGGAAAAGACCUUACUGUUCGUGUCGAAAGCAAAAAGCAGAGAAACAAGAAUACGAAGCAGACUCGCGUUGUUAAGAUAACCGUGCCAACCGAAUCGUUCUUCAAUUUCUUUUCACCUCCUCAGCCCCCAACUGACGAUGACGAAACGGUUGCUACUGAUAUUGAGGAGCGUCUUGAACUUGAUUACCAACUUGGUGAAGACAUCAAGGAAAAGCUAAUUCCCCGUGCGAUUGACUGGUUCACUGGCGAGGCUCUUCAAUUUGAGGAGCUUGGGGAAGGUAUUGAUCAAGAUGAGUUCGAUGAUGAAGAUGAAGAAGACGAAGAAGACGAAGAUGGCAUGGGAUCUGAUAGGGACCUUGAUGAUGAUUCUGAAGAGGAAGAUGGUGACUCAAAGCCGAAGAAAGAGGCAGCGGAAUGCAAACAAAGCUGAGAUUUCUAUAAGGCGUAGGGGUCGGUAGAACUUUGCGCUUCACUGUCAAAAUCUAGACUGGAUCGCAACCGUUAUUCAUUUGACGUUUCUUAUGUUCUCUUUGAUCGCCUUUCUUGUCUUUCAUUACUUUUCCCCGGUGGCAACCAGUGGGUGGAAACCAGGAUUAUUCACCAAAUUAUUACCUGUCCCGACUAAUUGCCUUGUUUUCCCCAAGUACCAUGCAUGCUGUCAGUGCUAGAGCACAGCGUGCGUAAUGGUUCCUCUUAUCAUCUUACGUGGAUGACAUGGUAUGGAGAAUCUGUAUGGGCCGUGGCGCUGAACUCCCAAACUGAAACAUACUGCUCUUUCGUCUAAUGAUUUCUCAUUGCACUCAAACUGUCAAUCCUAUUCAGUUUCGGUUGAACACCUACCCCGCGUCAGACACCAGCAUUUGCAUUUUAGUAAUAGAUAUUGAGAUUAAACUCCGUGUGCAAGAUUCUUGCAACCUCGUUUUUUUUUUUUUUUUUUUUUUUUGUUGUUGUUGUUGUGGAAAUAAGCUACUAUCGAAGUACCUAGAAGAUUGAUCUUGU